Tetrahymena thermophila SB210 is the source of this 1602-nucleotide messenger RNA. RefSeq names its product kappab-binding family nuclear factor, putative. The transcript has 10 exons. Gene Ontology annotation, cellular component: Ino80 complex. The record is from RefSeq and is a predicted model, not a curated record. Lineage: Eukaryota; Ciliophora; Oligohymenophorea; Hymenostomatida; Tetrahymenidae.
AUGAGUAAAAUUUCAUAGCAAUACAAAGAGGAAGACAUGUUCACCAAAUCACAAUACUUAGACACAUACACUAAAAUAUAUACUUAGAUUAAAAAAACUAUGGAUAACACCUUAGAAAAUGCUCUAAAUCAAGCGGAUGUUAGCGACUAUUCAUCUGAUUAUGGCUUAGAUGAGGAAUUAGUUUUUGAAGAACAUAGUUAAGUGAAUUUGUAUAUCGAAGGAUAAGAAAAAUUAAAAGUGAGUGAAGAUUUACUUAAUUUAGAUGACUUAGCAGAUUUUUUUGAUCUCAACACAUUGACAUCUUUACUUGGUAAAGAAGAGCUCUAAAAUUUAAGAAAAUUACUCCCUCAACAAGAAACUGAAGAACAAUAAAAUGAAACAAUGAAAAUGCUAUUUAGUGGUCAAUCUUUUAAAUUUGGAGUUAAUCCGUUGAACGAGUUCUUGCAGAAAUGCAAAUCUGGUAGCUACACAACCAUGAGACAAUAAGAAUAGAAGAUAUAGAGAAAAAUGGCAUUACAGACUUUGAAUAAAUAUUACGAAGACACUCUUCUAGAAGUUAAGUAAAAAUUAGUACCUGAAACCAUAAAUCGUGUCAAAACACUUUUAAAGAAGAGAAAAGCGAUUAAAAGAGUUGAGGAAUUGUUAAGUAGCGAUAGCGAUUAAAGCGAAAAGAGCUUUAUCAAUCUGAGACCUGAUGUAGAUUUUGAUGAAGUAUCUGUUGGUAACAGUACUGAUGGAAGUGAAGAAGAUAGAGAUAAUAGACGUAAAAAACCUUAAUAAUAUGGUAAUGUAGGAGGAGCUGGAGGAAAUAAUGGUGGUAUGCAAUAAGCAAAUGGUAUUGGUAAUUAAAAUGGUAAAUAAAAUAGCUCAAUGUCAAAUGGAUUGGUAAAUGGCUCUAAAAAUAAUAACACAAACGCAGCUAGAUCUGAAAGUAACUACAAUCAAAAUGGAUCUCAAAUAGCCAAUUCAACUCGUUUUGAUAACAAUGACUCAAAUUCAAACAUCGAAUUAAUGUCUGAAUAGUAAAAAUCAAAGUAUUAAACCGUUAUAGACACACCUUAACCUUACUAUAAAAUCAAAAAGAGUAAAGUCCCAGUCUCUUAAGAAUGGAUAGAUAAUUACAGAGAGUAGGAAAGGCAAAGAUAUGAAAGCCCCACUAAACCUUGGAUAUAUUUUUUAUAAGAUGGAUCGAAGACUUGUGUGGCACCUGUUUGCAAAAAAUUAAAUGUUUCAAUGUAAUCAAGACCUCGUGAUCAUCUCUUUUUAAAAUAGAAAAGAUCACCAUAUAUUACAAUUCUUUCUCUUGUAAGAGAUGCCUGUGCUAGAUUACCAAACGGGCAAGGAACAAGAUAUGACAUUUGUGAGUUACUUAAAGAAAGCUAAUACAUUAAUUAAGAUCUGACUUAUGAUAAGGUAAGUACUAUAGUAAGUGGUGCUCUAGAUAGAUUGCACUAUUUGGAUGAUCCUGCUAUAAAAUACGACUAAGAAAAAAAAGUCUGGUUUUAUUUACAUAGAGACAGAGAGUUAGACGAUCCAGCUUGGAAAGACGACGGAGGAGAAUUAAACAUAUUAAAUGUUUCAUAAAGUAAUACUGCAGUUUGA